CAAAUUUUCAAUGGAUGUAAGGUGGUGGUUCAACAAUAUGAUGUGAAAAUGAUUUUUAUUGGUGAUUCGUUGAAAAAAAAAACAAAUUUUAUAUAGCUAAUAAAUGUUAAAGCUUACGGUACUAUCUCAAUAAGGACUGAAAUGAAUUGUUUCUUCCAAAAUAUAUUGCCUCAAUGAACACCUUUUCUUGUGGCUACAAAUUAAUCAUUAUAUUAAAUGUUAGAAUUAGCAAUGCGCGUUCAAGUAAUUAAAAAAUAUUUUGUGUUAUAAAUACAAAUGUGUAAGUGUCGAAAAUACUAUAUAAAAAUACCAAGGACAUGAACAUAAUAAAUCGUCGUCAUUUAAAGCAUUUGUCAAUUGUUGCGGUGUACGGAUUAUGCUUUUCAAGUGGCAAUGAACACUUGACCACACGAUGGAGAAUCGAGAUGGAUGGGCUGGAGGAGAGACUGGUGCUGCGGAGAAUUCCACUCAACGUUCCCAAGCUGAACGGGAUAGAGUGCGCAUCGAGUUUUAUGCCACGUACGACGUCAUGACGGGCGUGCGAAUAGCCGCUACAUUAGGCGGCUUUUUUGCACUUAUGGUCUUUCUUAUAGUUUACAAAAGUCGUAGUAAAUCAGUAAAGGCAUUAAAUGAUCCGAAGUUAGUCGAGUUAGCUGAGGCAGUUGUUGCGGAGGAACAGGCCGUUGAAGAGGAAAGGCAGCUCAAUGCGGCGAUCGAAGAAGCGUUAUCAGAAAGGGCUCGCUCACGGCCUUCUAUAGGUGACGACCCGUUGUGGCCACGAACUUCAAGAUUUUCAUCAUAUGGCGGUGGCUAUGGUAGUUUGCUCGCACCACCGCGUCGUCUCUCUACAUUACGGGGAGAUUCGUUACCUGGAUCUGCCUUAAGGUUUGGCGAAAGGCGCUUUUCCGGAGGACAUCGCGAUCGUCGGCUUAGUUCAGCUACUUGUUCUAGUUCAGGGAGUUCCUAUUUAGAGAGGCGUGGAUCUUCUGUAGUGUGCGCGCUUCCAGAGCGACGUCUCUCGCCCUGUCCAAGCGAGAGACUUGCUCCUCUUGCUUCAGUUGGUAGUGUUGGACCUUCGUUCGCAAUAGAAAGUGAUCUUGUGUCAGUGGGAGCGGAUUCUGUAUUUGCGGAGGAUGAAGCGGAUUCCACUGAUGAUGAGGUUGAACAGUUUUCAACGGAUAGUGGUGGUGGGACAGAGGUCGGCGUAUCCGAAUGCACUGAACUCACAAGCCGGCCAAUAUAUCCCCCCAGUUUUGACCGCGCCUCACAUUCACGUGAAACGUUGUUCUAGUUCCCGAGGUCCUUCGUUGAAUGUUACCUAAAUGUUAUACAGCGUAGCGUUACAAUUAAAGUAUCUACAAUUCAGAUAAAAUAAAAAUAACUUCCAUUUUCUUAUAACAUAUCAAUUUUUCAACAAGUUGACAUAUCAUUUGAUGAUCAAUGAAACUUUUCAACAAAUUAAUAUAUAACUACAAACGAAAAAAAAUGUUCGACGCACAUAUAAACUUUGUUUUUACACCACCACAAUCAUCAUAUUUUAAUAACGAGUCUUAUAUUACUUUUACGUACUAAGAAAAAAGUUCUCUUAUAUUAAUUAAUCGCUACUUUUAACUUGUUUAAAAACUAUUUUUUGGUAAUUCUAUAAUUUUGAGUAAGCUUUAUCUGAUUUGUCGAUAUUUUAAACUGUAUUUAUGAUAGUGUAAAUAGUUUGUUUUUGUUAUUAAUGAAUUGAUGUAUUGCGAUGUUGAUGUGCUUAGGCGAAGAAAAUGUAUGGUAUGGUAAUUAUGGCCAUUGCAAUGUUAACUCUUCAAAUGUUGUUAUAUUACUUUACCACUGGAACUGGAAAAAUUAUGUAAUAUUAUGAUACAAAAUGUUGUGUAUUGCCAUGUAUGUACAUUUAUAUAUAUUUGAACGCACAGAUUUAGCAUUAUUUAUGUUAGCCUACAGAACCAAAAAAUUGUGUGGUUUAUAAUGGUGGUAAAAAUAUUAAAGAUUAAAAGAAGAAAUUGAGGAUUUCGUUUUAAAAUGUUCUGCGUAAACAUUUUUAAAGAUCGUACGAUUCGUAUCUGAAUAGGUGUGUUGGAGCAAAUAUUUCAUUAAGUAAUUGAUUUCUGGUAAGACCAAAUUAUCUGUUAACAUUUUUUAGGUAAAUGAACCAUAACGAAUACUAUACCAAUUAAUAAUAAUAAACAGGUCCCUUGCCUAUAUUACCGGGUCGUAUCAUUGUUUUAGCUAAUUAUGAUUAUUGUUUUUAAGCUGUAGAUUUAUUAGGUGUUGCUGGAGUAGUAAAACACCGCUUAGUGUUCUUUGUAAAUUUUGAAAUGAAGAAUAUACCGAAUUAAUCUUUUGUAGUACCUAAUGUAAAUAGUUAAGGUUUCCCUACAUUUGUACUUUUUAUUAUUUUGUAUAAAGUUACACGCACAACGGCCUGAAUGACAUACCUAAUUUGCUAAUAUACACCAGUGAAAUAGUACCGCUUCACUUGUACAAACUUUUCCGUGUAUUUACGGUGUUGUAGACAGGUCACAGAUUUUUACAGAUAUAGUGGGGCUUGAGGGAUGUGCGAUGAUGUACAAAUUUGCAAAAUUUGUAUUAAACAAUCAAGUCUUUUGAAUGACCUAUAAAUAUGUGUCCUAUAUAUGUUAUUAAAUAAAAUAUGAAAUUUUAUUAGUUUCAAGUUGCGAUUUGUGAUUAAACUUUGAGUCAAGAUACUAUUGGAUACUGGACAUUAUUACCGCAACAGUAUACUAUUAAUUUAUGUGUGCCGACACUAAAACAAUUUCAUUAGGACAUAAUAUAGGUAUAAUAAAACUAUUUAUCAGGGUUUAUAUGCGAACAGACUUGCAACUUGAUAGUUAAUGUUAAUUUUUAGUACCACAUGCUGCAUAUAAUAUUCUAAUUUUGCACUUGUGUAGGUAUGUAAUUUUAUAUAGGACUUAUCGUAGGGUCCUUCAUUAUAUAAAUAGGUAAAAGGCUUUUUUAUAACAAUAAUAAAAUGGAUUCUGAGCUGGUAAUAAAUACAUGUGAAAAAAAUUGUUUUAGAUAUACGUAAGAAUAGAAAUAACGAUUACACGAUUUGUUGUUUAUAAAGAGUACAAAUGUGAUUCCGGUCUUAAUAGGCAAGGUCAAUAUUUUACUUAAAUACAAUCAAUGAACGACAAUUUAUAUGUUUUGUUUAUUGAUACAUCUUAACAUUUCUAACCUAAGUCCUAAGCUUUAACAUCAUAAAAAGCCUUGCCUGUCGUCAGAUAUUGUAAAAAAAAUUAGGUAGUACUAAUGUUAGCAGUAGAAAACAGGGCAACGUCAAUUUCAGAAUAUUAUACCUAUCUUUAUUUAUUUAUAGACUCUCACCCGCUAUAAAGGGCAAACAAGAUCGAUUCGUCCUUUGAACAAUAAUAAAAUCAAAAAGCGGCCUAAAAUGUUGCUUAUACUUGUCUACGAAUAUCACUUUCAAAUACUGCCACCAAUUUUCUUUGUAACAAUGUUGUGGACACCAGGAUUUUAUUGAUUCUAGUGUGCCAUGCCCGUGUAGAGCGGGUCCAGUAGAUUAACUAACACAGGUCGUUUUUAUUACGAUUUAGAUUUACGUGUUAGUUUAUGUAACUGUUCGUUGCUCGAAUAAAAAAGAGCUCCCAGUAGUCUGUAAAAUGUUGAAAUGAAUGUAAA
This is a messenger RNA of Zerene cesonia (dogface butterfly), 3666 nucleotides long. RefSeq lists its product as uncharacterized. Lineage: Eukaryota; Metazoa; Arthropoda; Insecta; Lepidoptera; Pieridae. The record is from RefSeq and is a predicted model, not a curated record. The transcript has 2 exons. The coding region runs from base 413 to 1291 and encodes 292 amino acids.